Molecule: messenger RNA, 3477 nt
Organism: Pararge aegeria (speckled wood butterfly)
Lineage: Eukaryota; Metazoa; Arthropoda; Insecta; Lepidoptera; Nymphalidae
Gene: CrebB
Product: cyclic AMP response element-binding protein B
Exons: 6
Coding region: 314-1159 (281 amino acids)
Biological process (GO): regulation of transcription by RNA polymerase II
Cellular component (GO): transcription regulator complex; nucleus
Molecular function (GO): RNA polymerase II cis-regulatory region sequence-specific DNA binding; DNA-binding transcription factor activity, RNA polymerase II-specific; protein binding
Source: RefSeq, a predicted model, not a curated record
GAAGACAUCUUGCGGUCUGUCACGGUCGCUUACAUUUGGGUUCUCAUUUAUGGAUAUUGUAUACGUUACUAUUUUAUCAUAUGAAAUCUAUAGGAUUCCAAAGUGGGAAAAAUAUGUUGCGUAUGAGCUAAUAGACGCAAUAGGAAAAUUUCCUUGCUAUGACGCGAUGAUUCCCUUUUAGAAUGUCUUGGUAUCAAAUAUAUCUGUAUUCAAAGUUGAUGUUAAUAUGAACGAAUAAUUUAACAAAGUGUGCCAGAAGCUCAAGGAAUACACAGAAUGGUGACCUUGAAUCUUUUAGGUAAGCAAAGUGGGCAUGGACGGAAUGGUCGAGGAGAACGGCACGUCUGGCGCAGCAGGCGUCGCGGAUCCUCUGUCGAGCGCGGGGUCCUCGGCCAGCGCACCGCACGUCGUCGUCACCAGCAUCGUGCAACUCACGUUGCCAACACAAGCGCCAUCAGCACAGGUGCAAUCAGUUAUACAACCUAAUCAGCAGUCAGUUAUUCAAACAGCAUCAAAUAUUCAACCAGUGCAAUUACCAAAAGGAAAUGUUAUAUUGGUCACUAAACCAAGCUCUGUUAUACACACUACCCAGGGAACUUUACAAACAUUACAGAUAAAACCUGAACCAAACACCAUAUUAAGUGCACAAGGGCAAUCUAGUGACGAUAGUAGUGAUGAUGAAAGCCCCAAAAGAAAAUAUAGAGAGAUGUUAACUCGUCGCCCUUCAUAUAGAAAAAUUCUGAAUGAUCUUGGUGGUGCAGAGAUUGCUGAAAAUCGCAUGGGAACUAAAGGAUUGGAAAGUGAAGUGUCGCUGUCGCCUUUAUCCUUUGCGCCAGUGAUUCCAGCCGGAGCGCUGCAGACUGAAAGCGGAUUGCACACGCUGGCGGUGUCGGGGACGGGUGGCGGCGGUGCCAUAGUACAGUACGCCAAUCAAGAUGGACAGUUCUACGUACCGGGGCCAAUUCUAGAAGAUCAAACACGGAAACGUGAGUUAAGACUACUUAAAAAUCGAGAAGCAGCCAGAGAAUGUCGACGAAAGAAGAAAGAAUACAUCAAAUGUUUGGAAAAUAGAGUUGCAGUGUUAGAAAACCAAAACAAAGCUCUUAUAGAUGAACUAAAAUCUCUCAAAGAACUGUAUUGUCAGCAAAAAACAGAAUGAGAUCCAGCCGGCUAACCAGGUGUGCCGCUGCCCUGCCGGUAAGAGCUUAGAGGCACGCUAAAGAAAUACUUUACUGUGUACAGAGUACUCGGUUGUGUCCAGGUUGAGUGCCGAGGUGGACUACUGAAAUGUUUAUGAAUAUAAUAGGAGCUGAUUCUAAAUGAAUCUUUGGGAGAAAACGUUAAUAUACUUUUAUUUACUUUUUUACUCUAGUAAAGAUUCUCCGCCAUUAUCAGCACUUAGUCAUAGUUCUAAUGCCUACACGUAUACAAUUAUCGAAAUGGAAAAAUGUCCAGAAGAGAAUAUGUUACCAUUCAAAAUAUUUAAUUUUAUUUACAACAGAUGAGAACUAAUUACACAAAUAUAGAAGAAUCGUAACUAAGAGAAUGUUGUUAGUAAGAGAAAGUAUUUAGGUUGGCCGCUCACUGUAUGUAGCCGCACUAUUAAACAGACAGCUGACGCCAUGGCGCGACCUGUCAUUCUUUCAUAGCGCGUAAUAUUUAUAUCUGAUUUAAGAAGUGCGCAAAGACUAAUUACAUUUUCAUUAGCCUGCGCAAACAUGGGACAGACAUUCUUGACCGCCUAUUGCUCAGGAAGUUCCAAUUUGCCGGCAAACAAUGAAAUGGUUGCCGCAGUCAGGUUGCCUAGUGCGCGGCUAGCCUUAUAAAUAAAAACACUGACUUCAUAACUAAUAAUUUAAGAAUUGGACAUAUUUUAUGUACAGUUAACAAAGUCAGUUAUUUUUAUAUUCAUUUAUUGAUUGAAUGUAUCUAUAAUUUUACAUAUUCUUAAUAGUUUUAUAUGCAAAUUUUUUGUGGCAUGUGAAUGAAAUAAGAAAUAACUGAUUUAGUGGGAUUUAGACAAAUGAUAUAGUAGUGGUUCAUGUGAACAGAGCCAUAAACUUUUUUUUUUUUUUUUAUUGUCUUUUGCUCUGUGUCUAUACUUUGUUUCUACAAAGCCAGAGCAACUUCAAUCACACACAGAUCCACGUUAGUCGUUGAAUUUCGUAUUAUACUCUAAUAUUAGUUUUUUUUUUUUUCCAUAAAGCAAUGGUUACAAGGUCGGAGUUUUUUCGUUUCGCUAAUGACGGAACUAUUGAAAACCCUCCGAUUAACUAUUUCUCACAACGCAAACCAGAUCACGUUUUACUUAUUAAAAAAAACUGGAUGUAAUAUUUUAAUACCUAUCUAUCUUUAUUCACAAGUGUACAAUUUUCAUAGCUUUUGAACAAAAGACCUGUGGGUCUGUCAUAGUAUGGACGAACAUAUGGGACCCUGAAACGGAUAAAGCCACCAAAAAAUUUAUGGAUCUGGUUUGUACUUUUUGGUCUUAUAUGGUGGCUAACUAAUAGUUAAUAAAGUUCUAUCCAGCCCCUUUAACAUGACUAGUGCCAUUUAUUAAUAGCCUGGCUCCAAAACUAACAUUUUAUUUUUAAAGCAUUGCAAGCUGUUUUUUUUCAACUGGCGUGUGAUUUUGGAAUGUAAAGACAUUCACUAAUUAAAUUAAACAUUUAUCUCAUUCUGUGAUGAGGAAAAAGGUGAUAGAUUUUACCGAAUCUAAUUGUAUAAAACAAGUGUCGUAGGUUGCUUAGUAAUGUAUUCACAAUACUUCACGGUAUUUUAAUGGAUAAGCCAAAGUUAAUGUUUAGAUAUUUGUGCAAUAAUUAUUUUGCAAUGUACAGAUUUAGUAAAGUACCAUUUUUCAGCCCAUUAAAAAAGUUUAAUAUGACGGAAAUGAUGUGUACAUUAUGUAUAGAUAGACUAGAACCUAUGUAUAGUGUAUUUUAAAAGUUUCAAUUAUUUUGUACAUAAUAUAUUAUGUAUUUGUGAACGGAAGCUGACGUUGCAUAUCAUCUAAAUUAAUUCUCAAUUAUGCUGAUUAAUUGUAUUUAUAAAAGAAUCUUUAUACACAUUACUGUUUUAGAAUGGUUUUAAACGUCAUUAAUUUCGAUUCACGAAAAAUGUAAAGAUAGGUAUGUAUUAUUUUGUAAAAGGGUAAAAUAAAUUGAUUCUUAGGAAUAAAUAUAAGAUUUUUAUAUGGAUCAUUUGCCAUGAUUGAUGUGUAAAAUACCUAGAUAAUGUUAUAAUAGUUAUAAUUAAUUGUUUUAUUUUCAUUUACUUCAAAGUUGUUGUUAACUGACAUAACAGUCGUUUAUUAUGUUUAAACAUGUCUACCAUGGCAAGUGACGUAAGAUUAAUGUAAGACAUUGAGGAAAGUGCCUUUAAAUUUAAAAUGAAUAAAGUUUAUACCGACAUAGCUUCAUAUGUUAACUUAUGCUAUUUAUAAAUAUUAAUAAUAUUAACUGUUUUGAUGUAUUA